Molecule: messenger RNA, 3333 nt
Organism: Scaptodrosophila lebanonensis
Lineage: Eukaryota; Metazoa; Arthropoda; Insecta; Diptera; Drosophilidae
Gene: drd
Product: nose resistant to fluoxetine protein 6
Exons: 9
Coding region: 441-2927 (828 amino acids)
Molecular function (GO): acyltransferase activity, transferring groups other than amino-acyl groups
Source: RefSeq, a predicted model, not a curated record
CAAAUCGAACUAUCCCAAAUUUUGAAUAAAUGUAAAUUUAAUAACAAAUUAAAUAAACGUACUUAUAAUGAAACGCGCCUGGUAAUUGGAAACAAAAUCCGAAUUUGUGCAAUUGUAGAUGUAGAUUGUACCUUUUUUUUGUUUUUACAUCCAUUUUUUUUUAAACUGUUGUGUUACAUAAAAUCAAAGGGUUUUAAAGAAAUUGCAUUGGUCCAACAUUGAGGAACCAAUUAGAAGUCCUAAUAAUUGUCGCAUCAACAUUAAUUGGAGCUUCAAGACUUGGUAAAUUUUAGUUAACAGUUUUGAAAAUUCCACAAAGCUGAAAUUAUCUGUGAUUAUGUGCAAUAGAACGGCCCACUAGUUUCAAAGUAUCAAGACCAAUUGAAAAGUCUAAGCAACAGCUGUGUGAUUAUAGUAUAUUAGUUAAAGAAAACUAAGAAAUGGCCACGAAAAGAGGCCAAAAGGCGCUGCAAUUGGUGUUGCUACUGAUGCCACAUCUUUGUUGCCAAGCACUGGACAGCGUUGCCAAUCCCACAUGCAACCUAAAGGACAAUUGCAAUUUAGGCGACAAUUUGUUAAGUGUUGGUAACACUGUAAAUAGUGACAGCGCCAACACGGGCGGUGACAAACUGGAGAACAAAAUCACCUCCAUAUUCGAGGACAAAGUCAACUACAGUCUUAAACUGUUUGCGGAUAGUGUUACGGAAACGAUUAUUGAGUACAGCGCCCUGGGUACCGCCAACCUCAGUACCUCCCAGACAACAACGGAGAGCGAUUCGCUGGAAGACGACGAUCAAGAUGAUUUCGAGGACAACGAGCGUGCUUAUUUGUACAACAUAGGCCAACGCUUUCUGGCAAUAUCUCAACCGUUCGAUGCGUCACGAAAUCCCGAAGCCUCUGACCUGUGUCGAGCCCAAAUGCGCAUCUAUAUGGAUGCACUGAACAAUUUUGAUUUGUGGGCAUUAAAAAUGCACGAUGCUAGCGGCAAAUUGAACUCGGGCAUUCUGAAUGGCAACAUUAAUCAGCCGGGCGACUUUGAUCAGUGCUUGGGCAUUCAACAGCGGCUACGUAUAUCUUCUAGUAGCGUUCGGGACAACGAUGAGGAGAGGGAGGAGCAGCAGCAGCAGCAGCAGCAGCAUGAACUGACCAUGCGCGGCCAGUAUUGCUUGGCCUAUGCGCAACCUGUGCUGCCACACAAGUCCAAGCGAUUACAGGCCUUCUUCAAACUAAUGCAAUCGCAUGGUCCGUUCAAGAGUGAAUUCAACGAUCCUGGUCACCGUGUGCCGCGUUACUCCUUGGUCAACUGGGGCAUCUGCGUGCCCGCAGGAUGCACACACCGGGACGUUGAGUAUAGUGUCGCCGAGUAUUUACGCAAUCAGACGGCGGCAACUGGGAUCAGCUUUAAUGUGCGCGUCGAGCCGCAAAUGUGUCAGGUGCGCAAAAGUGAGCCCUGGGAUCGAAAUACAACUUGGGCAGUGCGCUUCUUUGUUCUGGUGCUCUCGAUGGCAUUAUUAUCGACCAUCUACGAUCGCUGCACGAAGACGCAGGCGCAGCAAAAUGAGUGGUGCACGGCCUUCUCCUUGGACAAGAAUCUCCGGUGGCUCUUCAGCACCCGUAGCUCCCCCAGCGACAUCGAGGCAGUGCACGGCAUUCGAUUUUUAAAUGCUAUGAUGCUGAUCUUCUCGCACAAGUCUAUGGCCAUGUUUUUCAACCCGUACAAUAACCGCACCGAAAUGUCCGAAAGCCUGGGCCGCCCCUGGACAGUGAUUGGGCGUGCAGCCUCCCUCUACACGGACCCCUUUCUGCUUUUUAGCGGUAUGCUGACAGCCUAUUCUCUUUUCGGUCGCCUUAUGAAAAGCCAACCCAUUCGGCUGAAAGACGAGUACAUCAGUAGGCUGAUGCGCAUUGUACCGCCGCUGGCGGCACUUAUCCUUUUCUGCACUUAUGUGUUGCCGUUGUGGGGUUCGGGCCCGCAGUGGAACCUGGUGGUGGGCCAUCAUGCAGACAUUUGCAAGCGUCACUGGUGGCGUAAUCUACUCUUCAUCCAUAAUUACUUUGGCUUCAGUGAGAUGUGCCUGACCCACACGCACCACUUGGGCAUUGACACAGAGUUGUUUGCUGUGGCGCCACUUUUUAUCCUUGGCCUGUGGCGCUGGCCUCGAAAAGGCCUGCUGACUUUGCUACUGCUAUGCACGAUUGGCACGGCAGCGCGUUAUUAUACGACGAUUGUCAACCAGCUGUCUAACUACAUCUAUUUCGGCACAAACAUUCAGCGUCUGUUCCGUACUGCCGAUUACAUGUACUCCUUUCCACCACAUCGCUCCACUGUCUACAUUAUGGGCAUCCUGUUGGGCUACGCCCUGCGUAAGUAUCAGGGCGUCAAGCUGAGCCGCAACCAGUUGCUUUUUGGCUGGCUAAUGGCUACGAUCUGUGUGCUUGCCUCUCUGCUAGGACCAGCUCCUAUGGGCGACAUCAACUAUGUGUAUAAUUCUACACAUGCGGCCAUAUACGCGGCCUUUGCACCCAUUGCAUGGUGUCUGUUCUUCUCAUGGAUCGUCUUCGUUUCCCACAAUGGAUAUAAAAACAAAUUUACGAGACUGUUUGCCUGGCGCGGCUUCCAAGUAUCCACAAAGCUCUCGUAUGCCAUUUACCUGACGCAGUUCCCCGUCUUCUUUUUCAAUGUGGGUCGACGACGCCACGUUCAUCACUACUACAACUUCGUUUCGAUAAUUCUGGAUACCAACGAAUUCAUAUCGAUCUUCCUGGCCUCCGUGGCGCUGACAGUGCUCUUCGAUGCGCCCUUCCAGAAUUUGAAGAAGCUGCUGAUGAAAGGUACAUCUAAAACUCGAGACAAAGCAUCAGCGGCACAGAGGACAACUGAGACAACCACGCCAAAUGGUACUGCCCAGCACGCGCACGCCGAUUAGUUUAACAUGUCGUAUAUUAUCUCGUAGCAUUUAGUGGCAAUUUAUUUAAUUUACUAGACUAACGCGAGUCCUGUCGCAUUCCUCCUGUCACAUGCCUUUAGAGUUGGAGCUUAACUCGUUUCCUUAAUAUAUACAUAUGUAUAUAUUAGGUAUACAUACAUAAAUAUAUGUGAAAUGAGUGCUUUUCACGAGUCAUAUAUAAUACCAAUUAUUGCUUUUUGCAUAUACAUACAUACGCAUUUGUAUGUUGCUUAUUGCUGCUCAUUAGGUCCGACUUCGAAGCGGACACUUGUGUUCCGUUACUUUAAGUCAGGUCGAAUGAGUUCUUUUGUUAUAUGUAUACGUACCUAUAAUUGCUUAGUACUUACGGCACUGUAUAUAAAAAUAAAAUGUUGAUUAAGCUAAU